Molecule: messenger RNA, 1479 nt
Organism: Encephalitozoon romaleae SJ-2008
Lineage: Eukaryota; Fungi; Microsporidia; Unikaryonidae
Product: UTP glucose 1 phosphate uridyltransferase 1
Exons: 1
Coding region: 1-1479 (492 amino acids)
Biological process (GO): UDP-alpha-D-glucose metabolic process; glycogen metabolic process
Cellular component (GO): cytoplasm
Molecular function (GO): UTP:glucose-1-phosphate uridylyltransferase activity
Source: RefSeq, a predicted model, not a curated record
AUGCAGGAGAACAAGAGCAAAGAUGCGACGCUUUCUGGAGACGAGGACAAGGAUGUCCAUCAAUUUUUGGACGAGUUUGACGACAAGUGCACUUGUAAGCUUUUGAAGGAGAUGAAGGAAACUUUAGAGAAGAUAAAGAAGGACCAUCCAAACCCCGUAGACCUGGAUGAGUUCUAUAGGCUGUUUGAAAGAUAUCUCAGAACAAGAAACGAAAAGAUAGUAUGGGAGAGAAUCAGAUCACCAAAGGAUAAAAUUAUUCAGUAUAGUGAUAUACCCGAGCCGACGGAAAGAUCCAAAGAGUUAUUGAAGAAGUUAGCCAUACUAAAGCUUAAUGGAGGGCUUGGAACAACGAUGGGAUGUGUGGGGCCAAAGAGUGCCAUAACUGUCAAGGACGGCAAGAAUUUCAUAGACUUGAUUGUGAAACAAGUCAGGCAUUUGAAUUCUAAGUACAAUAUAGAUGUUCCAUUAAUAUUGAUGAAUUCAUUUAAUACCGAGAGUAUGACAGACAAAAUUAUAUUCAGAUAUGAUAGAAUCAGGAAGUUUUCCCAGAGCAAGUUCCCAAGAAUCUCAUCGGAAACAUUGCUUCCCGUAUCGCCUGAGCAUGGAGAUAAAGGAAUGUAUCCACCAGGACAUGGGGAUUUGUUUUACUCGUUGAAGAACAGUGGGAUGCUGGAGGAGCUUCUUUCGGAGGGAUACGAAUAUCUCUUUGUGUCUAACAUUGACAAUUUAGCAUCUACAGUAGACCUGAAGCUUCUGGAAUACUUUGCAACUAAUGGGCUAGGAUUUCUUAUGGAGGUUACUGAUAAAACACGUGCCGAUGUCAAAGGUGGAACUCUUAUAGAAUAUAAAGGGGGGCUAAGGCUUCUUGAAAUAGCCCAGGUUCCGUCAAGCAAGAAAUCUGAAUUUACAAGCUUCAAAAAAUUCACAAUAUUCAAUACAAACAAUAUUUGGAUAAAUCUAAAAGACAUGAAGAAAAAGUUAGAAGAGGGUUUCUUUGACUUAGAUAUUAUUGAGAACAAAAAGACAUUAGGUGAUGAAACAGUCAUUCAACUAGAAACAGCCAUAGGAUCUGCAAUCAAGUAUUUCCCUAACUCUUGUGGAGUUGUUGUCCCACGAUCUAGAUUCCUUCCAGUGAAGACCUGUUCCGAUCUAUUUCUUGUCGAAAGUAACCUAUUCAUUGAGAAGAAUGGGACGCUUCAGCUUCAUCCGUCCAGAGUUCCAAAGACAUGCCCAAUAAUCAAGCUUAUUGGGAAGAAUUUCUCAAAAAUAGAAAACUAUGAGAAAUGUUUCAAAGGAAUUCCGGACAUUCUCGAGCUGGAUAUCCUGACGGUUAGUGGCAACGUUAUAUUUGGGAAGAAUGUUGUUCUCAAAGGGACAGUUAUCAUACUAGCAGAUGAAAAAAGCAAGAUCUGCAUUCCUGAUAGAUCUGAACUAGAUGAUGAUAUCUUAUAUGGUCAUCUUCCUAUCUUAGACCAUUAA